Messenger RNA from Bursaphelenchus okinawaensis, 704 nucleotides. The record is from the annotation of a GenBank genome assembly. Lineage: Eukaryota; Metazoa; Nematoda; Chromadorea; Rhabditida; Aphelenchoididae.
AUGAUGGAGGACAGUGAGGUAACAAUGGAAGAAGAAAAGUUUAAAUAAAAAGAAGGAAAUGAAGUAACAAAGGAAAGAAAAAAUUUACAAUAGAAAGGGUAAAAAAAAGAAAAAAAAGAAAGAAGGAAAGAAAAAAAAACAAAAUGGAAGAGACUAAGCACAGCAAAAGCCUUCAUAGUAAACAAAUUACCACUAAAGAAAGCAACAAAAAAUUAAAGCUAGCCCAAGCCUAGGUCAAAGCCUAAGUCUGAGUGUAAGGAAACCUAAGCUUAAGGCUACGCCUAAAGAAAGCAAAAGACCAUGCUUGAAUCUCAGCCUGAAUCACGGCUUAAGCGUAAACCUGAGACUAAAUUAAUCUUAAGAAUAAGUUUCAGUCUACGCCUAAGCAUCAACUUUAACCUAAAGAUAAGCCUAAGCUUAAGACUAAGCCUGACCUUGAGCCUGUGCCUGAGCCUGAGUUUGAGCCUGAACCUGAGCCUAAGCCUAAGCCUAAACUUAAGCCUAAGCCUGAGUCUAAGCCUAAGCCUAGGGUUGAGCCAAAACCUAAGCCUAAGCAUGAGCUUAAGCCUAAGCCUAAGCCUAAGCCUAAGCCUAAGCCUAAGCCUAAGGCUAAGCCUAAGCCUAAGCCUAAGCCUAAGCCUCAGCCUAAGCCUAAGCCCUUAGCCUUAGCUUUAGCUCUGGCUUUAACCCGAGUCUAUGCUUAA